AUGAAUCAAGUGAUAUACAUCAGUUUUCCGACCGUGGACCCAAAACAACUUCUAAAAGUUCUGAAACCCCCAAGUGGUAUGGAUUCCCUGUUAAAUUCCCUUCAGAUUUUGUCUCCCCGUUCUUUUAUCCAUGCUUUUUUCACCCCGUUGUCAAUUCUGUCCAAGAUUUCGUGCUACAUAUUCUUGGUUCUCGCACCUACGACUACUAAGCCUAUGAGGGGUUACCUUUUUAACAAGCAAAACGAAGGUGCUAACCUCAAGCUGACCGUCGAAUACGACGACCACCACCGCCACCAAUGUCACAUCGUAAAGAGGAUGGGAAAUGUACUUGGACUCGGUGACUGGCCCGGUCAGCGUGUACACACCAGCGUGGCCAUUCAACGCGGAUCGAAAAAGGAGGAUAAGCAGGCGGCUUCACCCCUAACUCGUGGUCUGCCGAAAAUUCAGGCUGAUGCCGCAGUUCAGUGUGCUGAACAGUCCUGGAACGCGGAAACGAAAAAAUACGAGCCUGCUCGAGCCUCGAGUCCUCCCCCGGGUAGAAUUCCAUGUCUGAUUAAUCAGGUCGUUCGUCAGCACAUGUCAUACGACCGCAGUUUGGCUGGAAAUAACAUCUCCAAUGCGGUCAAUGCCAACAGUCUAAAAAGAAAUCCUUGCUAUCGUCCAGCAGCUACCUCCAGUCAUGCUGAUGACACUUCAACUUGGCCGACUCCCAUCUCCUCGCCAGUGUCCUCCAUCACACCCCUCAAAAGCUCUUGCGACAGUGGACGUUCGCUCGAUUUCAAUAACGCGGCUGCCAGGAAAGGUAUGCUACUCCUUACAUCAUCCUCGGAAGAGGAUGCUACCUCUCCCUAUUUCUGUAUCACUCAUGCAAUAUGGAGACUGAUAGCAAGCCCACAUUUUUUGUAA
Messenger RNA from Dibothriocephalus latus, 906 nucleotides. NCBI's taxonomy places the organism in Eukaryota, Metazoa, Platyhelminthes, Cestoda, Diphyllobothriidea, Diphyllobothriidae. The record is from the annotation of a GenBank genome assembly.